ACUCCGCUCGAAACGGUCACGUAAUGCCGCUAGCCGCUAGCGCGCACCGACAGCGCUCACGAUAAUUCGCCCCCGGUAGCCUAACUAGUGCAAACGUCCACAAAAUAUCACAGAGCCCAUACAAUACAGUGUCUAAGAUAACUUUUCAGCUUCAUCUGAGCAAACUUUUGAGGUUAGAAUUUUCCUCCGGCUUUUCCGAAGUUCGCGCCAUCAAAAUCCUUUCGGCCUCUGCAGUUGCAUAACAAUGCAGGCCGCGUGGAAAUGUUUGGUACAGUGAAAAUUUUCGUGUGACUAGAUUCCGUUUCCACGCGGCGAAUGGCGUGUUAUAGCCUAUAGGUGAUUUGGACCGAUUUCAGUUUAACGACUCGUACUCGCUGGCCGCUUACGAAACGCUUCAAGCAAAAAAAAGUUUUGCCGAAAAAAGUUUGCAAUUCGCUUGACGACAGUAAUCAGAUAAAUUAACAAAAUUUCAUUUCACUUGCCGUGAUACGUUAAUCAACAGUUUAAAAGACUAAUUAUUUAUUCAAAUAUUUGAGGGACUUGAACGUUAUCGCAUUUAACUUUUCUGUCAAUAUCAUUUGCAUAAAUUGUCCUCGAUUUCAACAGUUAGAAUUACGAUCUGUCUGUGGCUUUGACUGUGAUAUUUUGUGGUAGUGUCAGUGUAUUAGUGAGUUUUGCAGCUCAGGGAAAUGUUACUAAUAUUACCUUCCCGAUGUGUAUUUUACAGCAAUACCAGUGUUGAGUUAUAAGUUAGAAUUACAAUAACCACAAGUGAUACGAUAUAGUUGGAAACAGUAGGAAAGUGACCCGCUAUUGGUGACAGCGGUUUUGAAAAAUACCAAUUGAGAACGGUAUUUUGAAAGUGCAUCUAACCCCUUGUCUAGCUCAUACAUAUUGUGAUACGGAUUCCGCAAACCUCACAUUGUGGUGUAAGCUACACCAGUGGUGCAAUAUUAGUGCAUUAUGUAUUAUAUGAGCUGCAAGCAUCGAUACACAAAACGAACUGACACCUGAAGAUAAAAACGUAAUCGUAACGUCAAUGUCACAAAUAUUAGAUUUACGGUUCGGCUACACGUGACGGAUUAAUGCAAUGACAGACAGAACGUAGGGUCGUAUUGUGUGAGGUCGGGUGCGUGUUAUGCGCACAGUUUGAGCAGUGACGGCGAACGGGCGGCUGCAAUGGGCGCGGCGCGCCAUGCGUCCGCGUUCGCGCCCGCUGCGCUUGCUUCUGGCGGCGCUGGCGUUAGCUUCGUGCGCGGCGGCUCCGGCGCCCGAGCCGCGCGCACAACGCUCGGCGAACCUAAGCCAUAUUACGGGCACCUCGCGUACAAUACAGAUGUUCCUCAAGAAUCGUUAUCUUCAGCUUCUGCCGGAUGGCACCGUCAACGGCACCACAGACGGCAACAGCGUUUACACGAUACUUCAGCGUGCGACGUACAAGGUCGGCCUCCUGACGAUCCAGGGGGUGUCCACCUGUCUCUACCUCUGCAUGGAUGCCUGCGGGUUCCACUACGCUAAUGAUCUCUCGGACGAUUGCGUGUUCGAGGAACAUAUAGAGGAGAAUAACUACAACACGUAUUCGAGGAUACGUGCCGGUAAGAAGACGUUCCUGGCGCUAGAUAACCGGGGGAAGGCGCGCCGAACGCAGAUACCAGUGAGCAGACCUCUGGGCAACCUCUCCGGAUAUGCCCUCACGCUCACUAAGCGCUGGGAGGGACCUAAACACUCCCAGUGCCCUCCCCGACGGCACCGCGGCAAACUGAAACGACCGCCGCCCUUCCACAGGAACUGUCAGCGCCGCGUUGCGAAACAAAACAUGCGGAAACGGAAGCACAAAAAAGCGAACGACCCGAAAAAAAAACGGCAUCCGAAAGCGCGGAGAAAACACGACAGCACGACGAGCACGACGGAGAUGAGCUGGGACGAAUCGACGAUGUCCACUAUGUCGACGACUGAUGAGUUUUUUCGGUCGGCGACCGGUCGCGCGUGAGCCGGUCGCUGGUCGCCGUGGGAGCCGCCGUGGCGCUCGCACACUAGCACCGUUCCACUUACGCUAGAAUCUCUAACCGUGGCUGGUUAGGCAGGUGCUCUGAACUCAUACUUAAUGUCACCUUAAGUAAAGACUGGUCCAUUCGGUAGGUCCCUUGCACCUGCUGCGCUAUUUAUUUGUCCUUGUAAACUCCUAUACUGCUGUGAUACUUUAUUCGUGUCAAAAAAAUAAAUCAGAAAUAUAUGAAUAUCUAACAAUGGUGAAUACUUUUUAGCCACGUUUUUGUUGACAUCCUCUAACCGUGCCACCCCAUUACCAUUCCCAUUCAAAGCCGUUCCCAAGGAAUGGCACUUGAAAAAUUCGGCGCAAACGAUCGUGGCAAAACUCAAUAUUAUCUUACUAAACAGUGAAUCACGAUUAUAAAAUUGAGAGGUGAACCUUAACAGCUUUCGAAAUUAUUUUAAAACAUCUUAUUCAUUUAAGAAAUCACGUAAUUAAUUUCUGUAAUCAUAACAAGUCAAAAUUCCUUUACUGUGUUAGUAGUAAAAUAUUCAUUAUCAAAUUAAUUUUGUAAGAUACAGAUAAUCAUCACACAGCUUUUCAUUGAGUUUUGUUUUUAAUUCUCAGUUACAUAUAUCCGUUAAUAGUUAAUGUUACCCUAUGUUCAUUUCAAAAUACUCAAUUAUCGACGUAACGUCCAAUGAUAUUAUUCUACCAAAGCUACUGAAAUUAUCUAUCUCAAUUAUAUUCCUAGUACGCUUUAACGUAGUUAUAACGGAUUCCAAUUGUCUUAGUUAUCAUGAAAUUAACUUAGUCGAUAACUUAUGAUUAAUAUCGAAUGUAAAUGAGCCGAGAUUUGUUUGUGGAACUGUGCUAGGUGAAGGGAAGAUCCUUAUUCGCUGCAAAUGACUUGCAACAGACUACAUCAGUAAGGACAGUCUUAAAUAACGAGCCAAAAAGUAGCCGAGUCUGUGCUGUAAUUAUAGCAACGCGUUCAUUCGGAGUGUCCAUACUGUUAGUAGAUCAACAACAUCCGCACCCCCCCAGAUCUAUUUUAACCUUUGGACCGAAUCACGCGUCUGUUUAUUAUUCGUAUAUCAACCGAGUCGAUUUCCUAUUUAAUUAACUCUUAGUGAUCCGUUAAUGGAUGCAAUGCGGCCCAUUGCAUUCCGUUAUACAAACUUAUCACUUCCCAAAAACAUGUUCCGCAUCUCGAAUAUUUCCACGUUUAUUCAUAAAUAAAUUCAGAAAAUUUGUAGCGAAUAUGGAUCGGUAAAGGUUUAUUGUACUUAGACGGAUAUGUUUGGUGUAUUUUCAUAAGGAAUUGACUGAAAAUAUAUGACUGAGUAAUGUAGGAACCGUCAGUUUUGGUAUAGGCUAUGAUAGUGUAAAGCGCGGCGGCGGCGGCCUGCUUCUGUUAUUUGUAAGUUAGGACUUGAUACGAGCGAUUUUGCAUAAGUGUUGCCAGUAAAAGAUACAUCACACCCCUUAGUAUGUUUAACGUUUAGUCUAUGGAUUUAAAAUUGCAUUUCGCGCGCAAAUUCGUUCGCAUCAAUCAACCGAAUAAGUAGUGAUAAAAUUAAACGGCGAUGAAGUGACUAUUAGUAGUUAGGUAUGUCGUGUAUGUAAUUUGUAAAUUAUUUAUUUUAUUUUCCAUAGAGAAAGUCGUAUUUUGUUAACGUUUUAGUUGAUGUUUUAAUUCUUGACCCGUUAGUACCAUCCGGUGUAGACAUUAGGAUGACAUACGCUUGUAAAGUUAGUGAGCCAUUAUGUGUAUUAUAUUUAUAAUCUAUAAUAAUUUAAUUUUUAUUGUUUGUAUGAAUGAAUAGAUAUUACACGAAUACAUUCUGUAUAAAUCCCUCGCAAUCGGUGUAUGAAUUGUGCUUAGAAUAAAGAAAUCGAAAUAUUCGUUUGCGGACAAAAAAAUAGAUAUAAGCUCUAAAGUAAUAAUUUAUUUGUGCAUUCAGCAUAAAUGACUCUUUCGGUCAAAAUAAUAAUUAAUUACAUCGUUGCAAUCAGGAAUCAUUUGCAACAACAUUCAAUACGUAAUCAAUAUUCAUAACAAAACAAAACCAAUAAUAAGAAAUGAUUAGUAUCAAGCAUUUUAUGUAAAACAAUUGUUGCGAACAAAUAUUAAUAGUCCGCUAAUGAAAUAUUCAAGAGUUAUGAAUAUUCAUUGUAAAGCUUUAUGAUUGUACCUACGUAUGCGAGAUGAAUCAAGUUAUUUAUUAUGUCCGUUGUUAUGUCAAUGAAAACGUCGUAUUGUACUAUGUAAAUAAAGCAUUUAACCGUAUUUUGUUAGAGCCUGUAAUUUUGCAGGAUUUACAUAAAACCUCUUUUUUACACAUAGACAAUUCGGGGUUUUUAUCUAUGUUUGCGACAAUUAUAAAAUUUAAAAUUGGAAUACUGAGUAAUAUUAAAGGCUCUAAUAUUUUCACUUGAUUUUAAUGAAUUUGCUUUUGUAAAUAUUAUAAAUUUAUUAUCCUAGAAUCAGUAUUGGAGCAUAGUGGAAAUAUGGUUAUGCAUUUUAUUAUAAAUAACAACUUUUCUUUGUUUUUUUAAUCAUUUAAUUAUUCUAAAGCCUACCUCUGAGGUUUAUAGACAAAAACUCCAUAUUAUAAACAUUAAUAAACGACAAAAAAGCUUCAAGUCAAUUUUUUUAUGUUUUAAUGCACCUUAUACAACAUUAUUAUCGAUGAAUUUGUGACUUGUAUAUCAAAAUAAAACAUAAAAGCAGAAUGUUAUCUGUGUUACCCACGAAAUGGAUAAAUAACGUUAGAGGAGCCUUUAGACUGCUGUCGCCGCUAGGACUACCUUCAAUUCACACAAUAUAGGACAACUGUUUUAAAAUUGUGUAGGUGGGCGGCCUUUGCAUCCUUAUUUAUCCAUUCCGUGUAUAAACAUAAUUCGCGGGUAAUGAGUUGGCCAGAAUUAUUUAAAACGCAGAAGUUGUAUUAAGUGGUUCUCCUGCUAAACCAUCUCGCAAUAUCAGGCCAAGUUAUGUAUCUAUAUAGAGCUCUGAAGUUUCAUCGUACACGUUCAUUUUCUGACUGUAAAAUACAUUUUUUAUUUUAUUAAUUACACUCAAGUGCCAUAUCCUACUUUUAAUAUAAUUACCUGUCAAAAUACUUAGUAAUACAUAUUCGCUAUAGCUACUUCGAUGUAAAGGAUUUAAGAAAUGAAUGGAGUUAUAAGAAAACUGAAACUUAUUUGGAAUGAAUUAUAAUAAUCUUAAUAUUUAGGAGUCGUAACUCACAUAAAUAGAUAAAAUGCGUUUUAUUACUUUGGAAACUUUUCUACGUAUUUAUGAAUUUUUAAAGGAUACGUACCAAAAGAACAAUAAUAAUGUUAGACAUUUUCGGAGUUAUAUACAUAACCCUUCUUUUAACAAAUCUAUAAGGAUAAAUCGUUUGUAUCGAAAACUAAGCUGUACCCACCAAAUUAAUGGCUCCUAAGUCUUUUUGUCUUUAAUGAGACAAAAUGGGAUACUUGGGUCAAACAGUAUUACUUCUACCUUUACAUUUCUACAAUAUAGCUGUAUUCGUGAUAAUACAUGUACAAAUCGAAUAAAACAAUUGUGCGUCCCUCGACGUAAUUGUGUACAGUAAAAGAAAUUUUGUUUUAUCGAAAUGAGACGGUUAUAAAAUGUGUAGCUUAAGAUUCAAAACGAGCUAAGUCCGAUGGUGUGACAUAAUGGAUUCGGAUUAAAGUUGUAUAUCAACAACAAUAUAGCGUAGAUUUCCCAAAAGGAUAAACGAAACUUUUAGACAAUAACUUUUGCAGCCUCUUAUACCGAAA
This is a messenger RNA of Pieris brassicae (large cabbage white), 5788 nucleotides long. It is a transcript of the gene bnl, whose product is annotated as fibroblast growth factor 22. The coding region runs from base 1196 to 1990 and encodes 264 amino acids. Gene Ontology annotation, biological process: regulation of cell migration; positive regulation of gene expression; positive regulation of cell population proliferation. The record is from RefSeq and is a predicted model, not a curated record. The transcript has 4 exons. Gene Ontology annotation, cellular component: cytoplasm. Gene Ontology annotation, molecular function: fibroblast growth factor receptor binding; growth factor activity. NCBI's taxonomy places the organism in Eukaryota, Metazoa, Arthropoda, Insecta, Lepidoptera, Pieridae.